Molecule: messenger RNA, 1294 nt
Organism: Apus apus (common swift)
Lineage: Eukaryota; Metazoa; Chordata; Aves; Apodiformes; Apodidae
Gene: OPTC
Product: opticin
Molecular function (GO): protein binding
Source: RefSeq, a predicted model, not a curated record
UGUCCCACACCAAGGAGGAGGGGAAAGGGGGGCACUCGGCCCCAUCCUGCCCAGCUUUGGAGCUCUGUGCCCCUCAGGACGAUGGUCCCCAGUGCUGCUUUUGGAGCAGUGACCCUGGCUGGGUGUAGGAUGUGGACUCUGGCCUGGCUGGGCAUCACCAGCCUGUGUCUGGGGGCAGCUUGGGCUGUUCCAGCCAUGAAGGACAGGAGGAAGGCAGAGAAGCUAAAAGCUGACUUUGCACUCUAUGAAAAUGUGGACCUGGACAACUACGACCUGACAUUGGACAACUAUGGUGAGAUCCUUGACCUGAGCAACUAUGAGGAGCUCUAUGACUACGGUGACCUUGGUCCAAAGAUCGAGGUUGGCACCCUGGCUCCUCGCCCCAAGGACCCUGCAGCCCACCCAAACGUGGGUGCCACGGCUGAAACCCCAAAGCUGCAGCCUCCAAUCACUGCUGGCCCCAUCCGCCCAGCACCCAGCCCCGUGCAGGCCCUGCCCAGCUGCCUGCUCUGCCUGUGCAUUGGCACCUCUGUCUACUGUGAUGACACCGACCUGGAGCACAUCCCGCUGCUGCCUCCAGAGACCACCUACCUCUACGCCCGCUUCAACCGCAUCGCAGCCGUCCGGGCCAGCGACUUCACGGGGCUGAAGAAGCUGAAGAGAAUAGACCUGAGCAGCAAUUCCAUCUCGCGGGCAGACGCGGACGCCUUCCGCCUGCUGCCCAGCCUGCAGGAGCUCCUCCUGCCCCACAACCAGCUGGCAGUGCUGCCCCAGCUGCCCCCCAGCCUCAUCCACCUGGAUGCCCGGCUCAACAGGAUCCCCAGCUCUGGCCUCCAGCCCGAAGCUUUCCGGGACCUGAAGCAGCUGCAGUUUCUCCAUCUGUCUGAUAACCAGCUGGAUUAUAUCCCGACACCCCUGCCCGAAAACCUGCGCUCCCUGCACCUCCAGAACAACAACAUCCAGACCAUGCAGGAGGACACGUUCUGCAACAGCCAAGACCCCAGCCAGAUCCGCAGGGCGCUGGAGGACAUUCGCCUGGAUGGCAACCCCAUCAACCUCAGCCUCUUCCCCAAUGCCUAUUUCUGCCUGCCCCGCCUGCCCACGGGUCAAUUCUUCUGAGGCCCACGGCCCCAGUGCCAGGAAACCAGGGCAAACACUCCCAGACCCACCAAGGCCCAUCCCAGACCCCUAGAAUCCUGCUGCCCCAUGGAAAAUGUGGAGUUGAGGGAGAUGCAUUUAACUGGUGUGAGCUGAGUCCCUGUGCAGGGUGAACUCGGUUCUGGGGCAAACAGAG